Zootoca vivipara (common lizard) is the source of this 6954-nucleotide messenger RNA. RefSeq names its product bromodomain containing 3 (gene BRD3). Gene Ontology annotation, biological process: regulation of DNA-templated transcription; chromatin remodeling. Lineage: Eukaryota; Metazoa; Chordata; Lepidosauria; Squamata; Lacertidae. Gene Ontology annotation, cellular component: nucleus; chromatin. The record is from RefSeq and is a predicted model, not a curated record.
CGCUUCUGGGGGGGCUUCUUUGGUUUGGUGGUGGUGGAGAAGGAGAAGAAGAAGAAGAGAGCAGGCCGCGGAGGGCGGAGGCGAAAUCGCGCACACAAAGGCUCCUUUCCCUUCUCCAAGCGCGCCGCUCCGGCGUUUCCUUUUUGCGCUUCCUCUGCUGGCAACAGUAUAACAAAAGGGCGAGCGCGCGGCUGCCCUGCCGCAGACGCAAGGAGGGCUCCGUGCGCCCUCGUUCUGCGCCGGACUCCCUCCCUCCUUGCCCGCCAUCUUUCGAAGCGGGGAGAAAGGCGAGCGAUCCCGCUUUCCUCCGGCCGCGCUCGCACAAAGGAACGGCGGGCGGGGAGAAGCUCGCCUCCCCACCAGCCCAGGCCCCCGUGCGCCAGCCGCUUGCCUUGCUGCCGCUGCUGCGCGCCUGGCUCCGCUCGGCUACAAGCAGCGCCGCUUCCUCGUCCAGGCGUCUUCAGCGAGCGCCUUGGUUUGUCUCCUGUCGCGUCGCGCUCUGUUUCCUCGCUUUUCUCUCGGGGCUGCAUGGCUGGUCCCUGGGAAUGGGAUGCCCAUCCCAUCCAGGGAUCGUAGAAAGACAACGAUUCCUUCCCGAGGACCUGCUGCGGCUGCCUUGAACGCCAGCAAGUCGAGGAGGAGGAGGCAGGAGAAAGAUGUCUGCUGCCACCUCAGCCAUCCAGGCUCCCCAAGGCCCUGCGAACCCACCUCCCCCAGAGGUCACCAACUCAGCCAAGCCUGGGCGGAAGACCAACCAACUUCAGUACAUGCAGAAUGUGGUGGUGAAGACUCUGUGGAAACACCAGUUCGCCUGGCCUUUCUACCAACCUGUUGAUGCAAUUAAAUUGAAUUUACCAGAUUACCACAGAAUAAUUAAAAACCCGAUGGAUAUGGGGACUAUCAAGAAACGGCUAGAGCACAACUAUUACUGGAGUGCCAGUGAAUGUAUGCAGGAUUUCAACACCAUGUUUACAAAUUGCUACAUCUACAAUAAGCCCACCGAUGACAUCGUUCUAAUGGCCCAAGCCUUGGAGAAGAUCUUCCUUCAAAAAGUCGCUCAGAUGCCACAGGAAGAGGUUGAGCUCUUGCCUCCGGUUCCGAAAGGCAAAGCGCGGAAGAUGGCUGGCAGCGGGCACAGCACAGGAGCUCAGCACCCAGCAGCCUUAUCUUCCGUGUCUCCAUCAGCCCCCUUCCAGAAUGUCCCUCCCUCCGUGUCGCAGACGCCAGUCAUCGCUGCUACACCCGUGCCAACCAUCACCGCGAACAUCUCCCCCAUUGCUGCGGCCCCUGCUGCUGCGCCCCCACUGCCUCCCCCUCCUGCUGCCACUCCCAUCAUGCCUGUGGUAACUGCUAUGUCACCUAUUGUCAAGAAAAAGGGAGUGAAGCGGAAAGCGGACACAACUACCCCGACCACAUCAGCCAUCACAGCCAGUCGGAGUGAGUCGCCCACCCCGCUGUUGGACUCCAAGCAGGCCAAGGUGGUGGCCCGGCGGGAGAGCGGUGGCCGGCCCAUCAAGCCGCCCAAGAAGGACCUGGAGGAUGGGGAGGUGCCCCAGCACGCGGGGAAGAAGGGGAAGCUCUCCGAACACCUCAAGUACUGUGACAGCAUCCUCAAGGAGAUGCUCUCCAAGAAGCAUGCAGCAUACGCUUGGCCCUUCUACAAGCCAGUGGACGCUGAGGCUCUGGAGCUGCACGACUACCAUGACAUCAUCAAGCACCCAAUGGAUCUCAGUACUGUGAAAAAAAAAAUGGAUGUUCGGGACUAUCAAGAUGCCCAGAGCUUUGCGGCGGACAUCCGGUUAAUGUUCUCUAAUUGUUAUAAGUACAACCCUCCAGACCAUGAAGUCGUGGCUAUGGCCAGGAAGCUUCAGGACGUCUUUGAGAUGAGGUUUGCCAAGAUGCCGGAUGAGCCGGCAGAGCCCCUGGCCCAGCCCCCGCAGACGGCACCGGUUGUCAGCAAAAGCAUGGAAAGCAGCCAUAGCAGCGAGGAGAGCUCCUCCGACUCGGACAGCUCAGACUCGGAAGAGGAAAGAGCCACACGGCUGGCUGAGCUGCAGGAGCAGGACUGUUCCCGAUCAUUGAGGCAGUGCUACAAGGUCAAUGACUCCCGAGACUGGAAUGGAUGGAAUUUGAAGGCUGUCCACGAGCAACUUGCUGCUCUCUCGCAAGCCCCCGUGAACAAGCCAAAGAAGAAGAAGGAGAAGAAGGAAAAAGAGAAAAAGAAGAAAGACAAGGAGAAAGAGAAGGAAAAAGAGAAGCACAAGGCAAAGGCUGAGGAGGAGAAGAAGGUGAAGGUCACUCAGCCAGUGAAGCAGGCCCAGCAGAAAAAGCCACCGGCCAAGAAGGCCAACAGCACCACCACUGCAAACAGGCAGCCAAAAAAAGGCGGGAAGCAGGUGCCUGUGGCCUACGAUUCGGAUGAGGAGGAGGAGGGACUCCCAAUGACCUACGAUGAGAAGCGCCAGCUCAGCUUGGAUAUCAACCGCUUGCCGGGGGAGAAGCUGGGCCGGGUGGUACACAUCAUCCAGUCAAGGGAGCCCUCACUUCGGGACUCCAACCCCGAUGAAAUUGAGAUAGAUUUCGAAACCUUGAAGCCUACCACGUUACGGGAGCUGGAGAGAUACGUCAAGUCCUGUUUGCAGAAGAAGCAACGGAAGCCGUUUUCUGCGAGUGGGAAGAAGCAGGUGGCGAAGUCGAAGGAGGAGAUUGCUCAGGAAAAGAAGAAGGAGCUCGAGAAGAGGCUUCAGGACGUCAGCGGGCAGCUGAACAACAACAAGAAGCCUGCGAAAAAAGAAAAAUCUGGCUCCACCCUUUCUGGAGGCCCCUCUCGCCUGAGCAGUAGCAGCUCCUCGGAAUCGGGGAGUAGCAGCUCAAGCUCCACUUCGGACAGUAGCGAUUCAGAAUAAAGCAACAGACCCUUAAACGCUCCCGGACAACGAAUGGACGUCUCACAGGCACUUGCCCCGGAAAGUUCUGCAGCGUCCCCUUUUGCUUCCUCCUUGUUACUAUUUUUUUAAAAACAAACAAACCAGCCUGCUUUCUUGCAACAGGACCAGCUCUGCAUCUCAUUCCACCCCUCUACUUUUAAUUUUUCUUUUAAUUCAGUGUUAUAAAACCUUCCAGAAUUUAAUUUCCUCCCCCUACUUUCCCCACCCGGCUUUUAUUAGGUUGCAAGAUCUUUUUGGGGUGUGUGUGUGGCUAGACUUUUUAAGGCAAGAACUUUCCCUUGCAUAUAAGGUCUCUAAACUAUUUUUAAAAAUCAAAUCAUUGAGACGUCUUUUGGUGACCAACAGCAAGAGAUGUGGGAACUGGAGAGAUGAGUAAAAAAAAAAUGUUUGCGAGAUGUAAUAUUAAAAAAGGGGGGGGGUGUUUUUUGGUAACUUUUCUCUCUUACUCUUCCCUUCUCCCCCAUGGAAAUUCCUUUUUAAUACAGCCCAAGACUCAGCUCAGUGCUGCUGCUGAUAUGGAGUGGGGAACUUUUUAAAUGGGGUGGGGUGGUGGGGAGGAGAACCUCUCUGUAAAACGGUACUGUAUCUGAAAGACGUUAGCUUUUGAAGUAGUUGAUUGUAUUUGUUGCUAGCACUAGUAUUCCUAACCUCCAAGGGGCCCAGUCCACCAUGGAAUGCUCCUGGGCAUGCCCCCUUCUCUCAAAUGAGAGGGAGGUGUACAAAAUGCACCUCUCCCGUUUGUUUUGGUGGGGUGGGAGUACAGAGACCAUGAGCAGACCUUCCUUGUGGAUUGGGCCCUGCGUCUACAUGUGUGCUGAAGAGCAUCAUUUUAUAUAUAUAUAUAUAUAUAAAUAUAUUAUAUAUAUAUGAGGGAAGGAGGAGAAGAAAGCUCAUGUACUGUGGAUUGUUUUUAAAAUGUACCUUUUUAGAUAUUUCUUUUAAACUUUUUUUAAGUAAAAAAAAUUGAUACUAGAGAUUUGUGCUUCUGUUAUGAGAGGUUGGCUGACCUAUUAAAGCUAGCAGUUGAAAUUGUUGAAACUCAAAAAAACAAAAAACUGAUUUGGCUACAGGACGGAAAAAGGAGAGGUUGUUAUCACUCUGGGUUUGUGCAUGGAGGAGGUUGAGAGGCAUAUGAUCACAAGCAUUAGCUUUUUUUAAAAAAAAAGUCUGGGAAUGGUCCAAUUCCAUUGUGCACACCUAGAGCGUACCCCUUGGUUGGUGCUGGUGCUGGGGGGUGGGUAGUAGUUCUUUCCAGUUUUGCCUGCUGUUGUUAAGGGACUGUGAAAUCUUGGGUUGCAUCCUACUAAAUUCCCCUCAAAAGUAGAUCCACAGAAAUGAAUGUAUCUAAGUUGGUUGGGUAUCCCUUACUUUCCCUUGGUCUGAGCAGGGCCCACAUUCACACCAUACAUUUAAAGUUCUAUGAGACCACUUUAAACAGUCAUAGCUUCCCACAAAACAUCCUGGAAACUGUGGUUUGUUCAGGUUGCUAAGAGUUGUUAGGAGACCUCUUCCCCUUCCAGAGCUGCAAUUUUCAGAGUGGUUUAACAAUCAAUCCCUCUUCAUUGUAACUCUGCAAACCGUAGUUUUGGGGAGGGAAUUAGGGGCUUGGGGUAUCAGCACCAUGAACAAACUAGUUCCCAGAAUUCUUUGAGGGAAGCCAUAGUGGUGGAAAGUAGCACUAAAAAAAAGGUAAAGGUAAAGGGACCCCUGACCAUUAGGUCCAGUCGUGACCGACUCUGGGGUUGCGCGCUCAUCUCGCAUUAUUGGCCGAGGGAGCCGGCAUAUAGCUUCCAGGUCAUGUGGCCAGCAUGACAAAGCCGCUUUCUGGCAAACCAGAGCAGUACAUGGAAACGCUUUUUACCUUCCCGCUGUAGCGGUUCCUAUUUAUCUACUUGCAUUUUAAUGUGCUUUCAAACUGCUAGGUUGGCAGGAGCUGGGACCAAGCAACGGGAGCUCACCCCGUCACAGGGAUUCGAACCGCCGACCUUCUGGUCAGCAAGCCCUAGGCUCAGUGGUUUAACCCACAGAGCCACCUGGGUCCCACGAAAGUAGCACUAUAGUGCUUUAAAUGUAUGGUGUGAAUGUGGCCUAGGACUAGCAAUUUAAUACACCCCUUGAUUAACAUUUGUACAAUAUUCUGUAGUGAUGGCUUUAAAAAACGAAACCCUCUCACCCUGGUCAGUCUGUUACUUGGGACCUUUUCUAUGUGAUGUCAUUCAGUUUCUUUGCCCAAGCUCCACAUCAUCCUUUUGUUGAGGUAGGAAGUAUUCACAUUAGCCAGUGAAGCAUGUGGCACCACUGUCCAGUUUUUGUGAGGUCCAGACAACAUAUGGCAGUCAACUGCAUCCCGAGUAGCUGUUGUGUUCCUCCAUGAGGAAUGUUUGGAGAGCUAACAACACAAACCCUGCUGGAUCAGACCAAUGGCCCAUCUAGUACAGCAUCCGGUCCUCAUGGUGGCCAACCAAUCUCCAAAAGACACGGCACCUGGGCUGAGGUGAUGUGAUGCCUUCUGGAGGUGGCUGGACUCCAAACUCCCAUGACCUCCAGCUAGUGUGACCAACAGCCAAGGAUGCUGGGAGCUGCUGUUCACCAACCAUUUGAAGGGCACCAUGUUGGCUGCAGUAGGCAGUCCUUGGGUGCUGAGAAGUUGUUAAGAGCUACAAUUCCCAGGGUGCUUAAACUAUCAGUACCUCUUCUUGGGGAUGCCCAUAUGCUACUAGGCUAAGUUCAAGGUUAUUGCAUUAAUUUACAAGGCCGUUAAUAAUCUGGGCCAGGAUAACUUGACCACCUUGAAUCCCUUAUAUCCCUGCCCAAUUACUGAGCUCUUCAAGGGAGUUGGUAAUCCCCUGUGGCUUGGAUACAGGAGCCAUGUUGCGUUCAGUGUUGUGGCCCCAAAUUUGUGGAACUCCAUUCCAGUUGAGGUCAGACAGGCCCUCUCUCCCUGUUGAACUUUCAGCACCUAAUGAAAACUUUUUAUUAUUAUUAUUCCAGCAGCUAUUUCAAUUGAUGUCUGAUUUUAUAGUUUUAACUGAUAUUUUUUUAAGAAAAUAUAUUGUAUCUUUGUUAAGAGACAUUGUAGUGAAGUGGUAUAUAAAUUGUUUAAAUAAACAAAAAUUGUGAUAUUGUGAUAGGAAUAGGGGGUUUCCUAACAACUCCCAGCACCCUCAACAAAGAACAGUGUCCACGAUUCUUUGGGGAAAGCUAUGCCUGCUUAAAGCGGUAUCUUAGUGCUAUAAAUUUAUGUGGCCUGUGUUAGGUCCUAUCUACACCAUACGCUUAAAGCAUUAUGAUACGACAAUAAACAGUCAUGGCUUCUUCCUACAAAGAAUCCUGGGAACUGUGGCUUGUUCAGGGUGCUGAGAAUUUAUGGAGACCCCCUAUUCCCCUUGCAGAGCUACAAUUUCCAGAAUUCCCUGUGAAGAGGGAUUGAUUGUUAAACCACUCUGGGCAUUGUAUGUCUGGGGGGAUGAGGAGCAGAAGGAUUUCCUAACAACUCUCAGCACCCUUAGCAAACUACAGUUCCUGGGAUUUGUGGAAGCUAUGCCUGUUUAAAAUGGUUAUAUAAGGGUGUGCUGUAAAUGUAUAGUGAGCCUUUGGUUAACCGUAGAGCCAAUUGCUUAACUUAAGGGCACAUUCUUGGCUUUCGGGGGUCACUGAGGUGCAUAGUUGAGACCCAAGCAAAGCCCCCCAAAUAGGAAAUGAAGUGGGGGAGGGUGAAUUUCUCUUGAUUCCUUUUUUUCCUAACAGUGGAAAGCUCUUAAGACUGGAAAGCUACUUCUGUGUUGUGAAAGUGCAGGUUCCCAAAUAAACCUUUUACCUCAAAGGAAGGGGGGAGGGGGGAUACACUGGGGUGCGUGUGGGGGUGGGGAGAGAUAACAACACUUUUGUAAGAUUCAUCAAUUUUUCUAGAAACUAUUUUCUCCAGUCUGGAUCCCUGCACUUUUUUCAAAAGACACACUCCAUAAUUAAUCGUCCCUUGUUUUGUUUUUGUCUUCCUGUAUAUACA